UCUCCUAUUGGGUUCUGGAAUUCUGGUUAUACCUUUUAAUUCGCCUGACGCUUUAUUUCUUGUGCAAUGAUAUCCUCCACUCCCUAAAUCUCUCACACUCGUAUACUCCAUUUGUGCAAGUGCAACACACGCUAGAGGCAUGCACGAUCAAAAACCCUCCCACAUUUGGAUUCAGCUUAACGUUACCGUUUUUUUGAAGUGAGUAGCUCAACUCAGAAAAUAAUUCAGCUGAAAUUUGAGAGGUUGUGAAGCAAGAAGGUAAGAAGAAGAAGAAGAUGGUGAUAAGCAAGGAAAAAAAUGCUGAAGACUGGUGCUUCGUUUGCAAAGAUGGUGGUGAUCUUAUCAUAUGUGAUUUCCAGGGUUGUGUAAAAUCUUAUCACCCUGAUUGCGUGGAGAAGGAUGACUCGUAUUUUGAAAGUGAAACCCACUGGACUUGUGCUUGGCAUACUUGCUUCAUUUGCGAUAAGACUUCCAACCUUCACUGUUAUACCUGCACAAGUGCUGUUUGCAGUCGCACUCGCUGCCUUCGCCGUGCAGAAAUUUUCCCAGUUAAAGGGCAAUAUGGGUUUUGCCAGCCCUGCUUAGAACUUGCUUUACUUAUUGAAGAUGGAAAGGAUUGUGACUCUGACGGGGAGAUGGUGGACUUUGAAGAUUUGGAGACGGUUGAGGGUUUAUUUAGUGAAUAUUAUAAAAUAAUCAAGAAAGAAGAAGGCUUUGAGCCUCAGAAUCUUUAUGCUGCAAAAGAUGGGGUGAAAACUACAAAAAUACCCAAAUAUAGCUCAGAAGAUAAUUGUGAAGAAGAUGAAAUAUCUGAUUGUGAUGAUGAUGCAGAGCAUGUAAAAAAAUACAGAUCUGGGAGAAAGAAGUUUGGGAUGCAGGCACCCAUGAAAUUAAGUAAAAAUGAUUUUAUUGGCUGGGGCUCAAGAGCCCUUAUUGACUUUCUCAGUUCAAUUGGUAAAAGCACUGAUGAACAAUUAUCUCGGAGUGAUGUGACUUCAAUUGUGAAUGCGUAUGUAAAAGAAAGUAACUUAAUUCAUCCAGUGAAAAGGAAGAUGAUAUUGUGUGAUGCUCGUCUAGAGUCUCUUUUCAGAAAGAAAACAAUAGUUAAGAAUAAAGUGCAUGAGCUGUUGUGGGACCAUUUUGCAGAGAACCAUGAUGAAUCAGAAGAAGGUGAGAUGGGAUAUGAUUCAGAGGAUGAUAAUGCAGGCAUUUCGGAAGUAUGUAAAAAACAAAAAAAGUUGAACUCAGAGAACAAAUCCCUGGAAAAAGAGCUAGCCGAUGAUGUGCCACUGAGUUGUUUUGCAUCCAUUGUCGUCGAAAAUGUGAAACUUGUUUACUUGAGGAGGAGCUUGCUACUUGAACUGCUGAAGCAGCCUACAUUGUUUGAAGAAAAGGUUGUUGGAUGCUUCAUUCGUGUUAAGUCUGAUCCUUAUCAUAAACAUUCAAGGAAUUCUUAUCAACUAAUGCAAGUUAGAGGCGUAAAAAGACUUCCAAUAUGUGAAAAUAGUGUGAAGGCAGAGGCCAUCCUUCUAAUUUCAGCUACGCAUAAAGAAAUUAGUAUGAGUCAGCUUUCAGAUGAUGAUUUCACUGAGGAAGAAUGUGAAGACUUGAGACGAAAAGUAUUAGCAGGUCAGCUUGAAAGGCCUACAGUGGAGGAUCUUCAAAUGAAAGCCAAUAUUCUUCAUGAGGAUCUAACCAAGCAUUCAAUAGCUAGAGAGUUGCCCUUGUUGCAAAAUCUCAUUGAUCGAGCCAAUGAGAAAGGAUGGAGACGUGAACUUUUUGAGUACCUGAAGAAGAAAAGGAGUCUACAGACUCCAUCAGAAGUAUCAAAAAUGAUAGAAAAUGUUCCUAAAGUGAUUCCUGAUCGACUCGAGCUUCAUCCCAUUUCCGAUGAUAUUGUCAAUGACAUAAGCAUUGAUAAAGAGUCUCCUAAAUCAAUCCUCCGUUGUAAUUCCUCUGUUACUAUGCAAGAUGACAAAGAAUCAGGAGAGAAGACUCCUCGUCAUUGCAAUGCAUCUCCUCCAGCAAGAAACCAAACCAUAUUCAUAGGGUCUGACUCCGAACCCAAGGAAGACGACAUAACCAUCAGAAAGGCAUCUCAACCCACUGCUGAGCCAAGAAAACAUAAACUGGAGGGAGAAGAAUUGGGUAUGUGCUCCCAUGAGCCGGCAACAAGAAGCAGCAGCCACAUGGCUGCAGGCACGGCUGUUGUUGAGGUGAUCAGCGAUGAUGUAAGCUCAGAUGAGGGUGAGACCACCACAGUUGUUCACAAAGAUGAAAAUUCUGAUGACUAGUAUGCAUUGAAAUUCUAGGUUGGAAGGAAGGUGAGAAUGAAGAUAGUGUAGUUUUUGGUUGUGCGAGGCCUUUGUAAAGAAAAUAGCACUCUGACUAACACUUUCGCCUUUUGUCUUUUGUCUCUUAGUACAUGAACAACUUUGUGUGAAUAGUGUAGGAUGGAUUUAGCUCCCUUCUAACUUGGUAUGUUAUGAUCGUCUAAUGUUGGUUUUUGGAAUGGAAAACUUAGUUUUCAUGCUA
Messenger RNA from Salvia splendens (bonfire salvia), 2535 nucleotides. RefSeq lists its product as uncharacterized. Bases 276 to 2294 code for a protein of 672 amino acids. The transcript is spliced from 10 exons. Lineage: Eukaryota; Viridiplantae; Streptophyta; Magnoliopsida; Lamiales; Lamiaceae. Gene Ontology annotation, molecular function: DNA binding. The record is from RefSeq and is a predicted model, not a curated record.